Messenger RNA from Saccharomyces eubayanus, 474 nucleotides. RefSeq names its product chromatin modification protein (gene TAF9). Gene Ontology annotation, biological process: RNA polymerase II preinitiation complex assembly; DNA-templated transcription initiation. Gene Ontology annotation, cellular component: transcription factor TFIID complex; SAGA complex. The transcript has a single exon. Gene Ontology annotation, molecular function: transcription coactivator activity; RNA polymerase II general transcription initiation factor activity; protein heterodimerization activity. The record is from RefSeq and is a predicted model, not a curated record. Lineage: Eukaryota; Fungi; Ascomycota; Saccharomycetes; Saccharomycetales; Saccharomycetaceae. The coding region runs from base 1 to 474 and encodes 157 amino acids.
AUGAAUAGUGGAGGUAAGACUGUUAUGAACAAGAACUCGGCAGGCUCGGUAUCUGAAACUGGCGCGGGCCCAGCACAGGAAGACACCCCUAGAGACGUGCGUCUUCUGCAUUUACUGCUAGCAUCGCAGUCGAUCCAUCAAUAUGAAGACCAGGUGCCGCUGCAACUGAUGGACUUUGCACAUAGGUACACACAGGGCGUGCUCAAGGACGCCCUGGUCUACAAUGAUUACGCCGGCAGCGGCAAUUCUGCUGGUAGCAGCCUAGGCGUGGAGGACAUACGGCUGGCCAUUGCUGCCAGGACCCAGUACCAGUUCAAGCCCACAGCACCCAAGGAGCUCAUGCUGCAGUUGGCAGCCGAGAGGAACAAGAAAGCCCUACCGCAGGUCAUGGGCACAUGGGGUGUCAGGCUGCCUCCAGAGAAGUACUGUCUCACAGCGAAGGAGUGGGACAUCGAGGACCCGAAGUCUGCAUAA